Raphanus sativus (radish) is the source of this 574-nucleotide messenger RNA. Its product is annotated as COX assembly mitochondrial protein 2. The record is from RefSeq and is a predicted model, not a curated record. The transcript has 3 exons. Bases 101 to 391 code for a protein of 96 amino acids. Gene Ontology annotation, cellular component: mitochondrion. NCBI's taxonomy places the organism in Eukaryota, Viridiplantae, Streptophyta, Magnoliopsida, Brassicales, Brassicaceae.
ACGGAAUCACCCUUUGCCCUGAACCCCCAUUUCAUUUCAUUUCAGUCGUCUUCUACUCGCUUUGAUCGGAGUAAAAGCUCAGAAGGUCUGUCUGUCGUCAAUGGGGGGAAGCUAUGUGGAGCAAGCUCGUGAGAAUCACGUCAAGAAGAAGGUUGAAGAAGCGCUGCGUAGCAAGAUGAAGGCAAAGGCAUUAAACGAAUGUGAUCAGUACGUCUCCAAGUAUGCUGAAUGCGCCACGGGACGCACUUUUUCUGUCGUGUGGACAUGUCGUAAGCAAGCUAAAGAGCUCAACACCUGCCUCCAUCAGUUCACCAAUGACAAAGUGUUGGAGGAAAUGAAGAGAGAGUACAUGAUUCAGGAAGAGGGUAAAGUCUCUGCUUCCACCACAUAAAUUUUUUCCUUGGACAAAAGACUUGAGUUGGACCAAUAUAAGGUUGUCGCCUUGUUUCUGUUGAUCAUGGACUAAAGAGAUCCUUCUUGUAAUGGAUGCUUUUCUAAGAUCCGAGUCUUGAUUAUGGCCUUUCUACAAUAAAAUGGUUUAUUCACUACAAGAAAUGUAAUAGAUUUUUUUUGU